AUGCCGCGCCCGGGGCGGAGGGGAAGGGCUGGGCAGGCCGCGGGUUCCGGUUCCGGGCCGGCAUUUUCCCUGCGCCCAAGGCGGGAAAUGGCGGCCGGGCCGGCGGGGCAGGCGGAGGCGGGGCCGCCCCUCCGCCAGGCCGGCGAGCCGCGGGACCCGCGGGUGCAGUGCUGCUCCCGGCGCAGCCUGGGCGAGGUGAUCGGGCUCUGCGCGCCCUUCGUGCGGGCCCUGGCGGAGGGGCAGCCGGGCGGGGCCGCCGCCGGAGACGCGCUCUGGAACUUUGAAACAGCGGUGCGGGAGAACGUCACCGUCGAUGGGCAGCCCUGGGAGGAGAUUUCGGGCGACUCCGAGCGGCAGGGCGGUUCCAGCAUUAAAAUUCUUGAAGAUGAAUUUGAUGACCUAAUAGUAGAGACGGCAACAAAGCGUAAGCAGUGGCCUAAAAAGAUAUUGAUGCAUUGUAUCCAAACCAUGAAAGCAGAGCAAGAGAUGUUGAAGCUCUACCAGCCAGUUGUAACACCAGAAGAGAUAAGGCUACAGCCUUCUCAAGAUGCUUACAUGACAGAUCUGAAGCAGCUGACAGAAUUGGCAUCCAAACAGAUCAGUGGAGCAAUGAAGUCUCUCCCAGUGCUAACAGAAAGAGCAGAAGGUUUCUCCCAAGCUUUAACAUGGCAACCCGUCUUGGAACUCUGCAAGCUGCGGCAAGAAGUCUUUGCUGGUUGCAAGGUGAAGGAGGAAAACAAUGUCCAAAAUUUCAUAUCACCAGGAGAAGUCACACCAACAGACGCUGAUACAAGUAAAAAUUCUUGUGUUUUGCUAAAAAGAAAAAAACCUGUGGGGUCACUGGAAAGAAAACGCUACCCACUCCGACCGAGGAAAAUUACUCUCAGCGCAUGAAUUUCUCAUUCAGUACUUUCAGACUGGAAACUCAGUUGUACUCUUGUUCAGUCUGCUCAGUCUUUUUUCUUAAACCUUUGUCUCUCCUGUAAUGCAGUGCUAUACAUGGGAGCUUCCUUGAUUAUUUAGCCUUUGAUCCUUUUAAAGAUUCCUAUUUUUACUGUUACGCUGAUGGUAUAUGAAAGCCUACGUGUAGUAGUAGCAUCUGGUAUCCAACUUAUAUUUGCUGAUGAACUCUCGUUUGCUCUUUUAUUACAGCAUUGAGCUUGAGUCUUCCAUGAGUUGUGCACAUGCUUUAUGCAUGUGGGCCAUCUCUUAGGAAACCACUAAGUGCUCAUUUACGUUAAGCACAUCUCUAAAGAGGUUGGAGAAUGUCUAGUUCUCCCAAUGCACUUUCAAUUAUUACUGAGUUGGGUGGCUAUUUUUUAAAAUAAAUAAAUUUAAAAGAAAGUCAUACUGGACCAUAUUGGAAACACCAGAUUUGAUACAAUGUUACAGUUCUUAGAAAAUUCACACACAAAUGUGUUACAUUGGUCCUUGCUCUUCCACCUUUCCUGAAUUUAGGAAAUUUAGGUGGGCUUAUUCAUAGUCAUGUUUGUUUAAACUCAAGAUUUUUAGUUAUUGCAUAUAUUUACUUGCAGUGUGCUCUUCUGAAAAAGGAAUCGACCAUCCACAUCUUAACAUCUGGUAUUUCAUUUUGUGUAAUACAAUUAUGCAGUCUGAGGGUUUCCUGGACAACAUUUCGGCACAUACCAGGAUCUUGACUUGGGUCAUGUACGAAUUUGUGAUGUUUGACUAAACUUUAAAGAUCAGUAUAGGCUACCAGUAAAUGGCAUUAAGUUGAGCUAGCUUACAUGUGUUUUUUUUCUUUCAGAUUAGUACCUAGGCGAUUGCACAGUAGUGCAGAAUGGAGCCUUGUGCCUUAACCAUUCGUAUCUUUCUGGUUUAUGACUGCAUGUGCUUGCAGUAAAUACUUAUAUGUAAUGUAUUUCUCACACAGUAAGUGGAGGGGUUUUUAGAAGCUUUAUUAUAGAAAUGUGCUGUGGUAAGGAGAUAGGUCCAACAUAAUGUCUAAGAGACAAAAUUUUCAAGAAAAUGUGGGACAGAUUUUAGCAUCAUUUGCUUUGUAAAGGUGAGCAUCUGUAUUGAGACUUUGUAUAUUUAAUCAUAUGUAAAUACUUGUUUCCCAUCACCCUUGUAAAUACAAAUGUGUGUUUUUAUACCAAGUAAAUUAAUUAAGAAAGAUCAAAGUUUCAGAUAA
Molecule: messenger RNA, 2155 nt
Organism: Apus apus (common swift)
Lineage: Eukaryota; Metazoa; Chordata; Aves; Apodiformes; Apodidae
Gene: NSL1
Product: NSL1 component of MIS12 kinetochore complex
Exons: 6
Coding region: 1-894 (297 amino acids)
Biological process (GO): mitotic sister chromatid segregation
Cellular component (GO): kinetochore; MIS12/MIND type complex
Source: RefSeq, a predicted model, not a curated record